AUGCCCGCUGGGAGUGGGGCCAGUACCGGGACGAGGAGCCCGACGAUUCCCGGGGCGGCAGCGGUUGGUCUGGCGGCUGGAACAACUGGAAGGACUCGGCGCCAAGACAAGGGGAAUGACUGGUGGCAUCAGCAGGAGUACUGGGAAGAACCCGAGAGACGGAAGGGCAAGGGUGGCAAGGGCGGCAAGGGCGGCAAGGGCGGCGGCGACCACUGGGAGGAGGAGCCCGAGCCCGCGAGGGGGAAGGCCAGGGGCAGCAAGGGCGGCAAGGGCGACAAGGGCGGCGGCGGCCACGGGGAGGAGCUGGCGCCCGCGCGGGGGAAGGAAAAGGGCAGCAUCGGCAAGGGAGGCAAAGGCGGCGGCGGCGGCGGCGGCUGGACCUACCAGCCGAAGGAGAGGGGAAACGAAGCCACAGCGACCGCAAAGGAGAGCAGCAGAGACGCCGACGUCUCCAGAGUGGCGGUCGGGGCGAGGAGGACGGGCAAAAUGGGCCCGCGCAUCUGA
Molecule: messenger RNA, 504 nt
Organism: Prorocentrum cordatum
Lineage: Eukaryota; Dinophyceae; Prorocentrales; Prorocentraceae
Source: the annotation of a GenBank genome assembly